AUGUCUACCGUUACUUACGAAACUGCGCUGAUGUUUUGGAGAAUAGUUGCCCAAAUAUUCUUCAGGGAAGUACGUCCAAGAGGUGCCUUCAAUAUCCCUCGAGAUGGACCGGUCAUAUUUGCCGCUGCACCCCACCACAACCAAUUCCUUGACGGCGUCCUCCUAAGUCUAGAGGUGUACCGAGAAACACGCCGUCGCGUUCAGUACUUGACUGCUGCCAAGAGCCUGAAGCGUAAAGCAGUUGGUUUCCUUGCCCGACAAACGGACAAUUGCAUACCCGUGGUUCGAGCUAUAGACGAGGCUAAACCUGGAACUGGGCUGGUUUAUCUUUCAUCCGAUGACCCCUGCCUAGUAUUUGGAGAGGGAACUCAGUUUCAAAUGCAAAUUAUGCUGCCCAAGUCCGUGAACUCGGUCGUUGCGGAAGUUCUCGAGGUCGUAUCAGACAUCGAAUUGCGCCUUAAGAGAGAAUUUGGAAGUGAAACAGGCAAGGGAACCGCUUGUGUACGAGAGAAGUUGGCGGAAACAGAGGCAGGAGGGAAAAGAGGCCUUCCGUUCAAAAUUCUACCUUUCAUUGACCAGCAGGAGAUGUAUCGUGGAGUCUACCAACGACUGAAGGAAGGCGGUUGCAUCGGAAUUUUUCCUGAAGGUGGCAGCCACGACAGAACAGACCUCCUUCCUCUGAAGGCGGGUGUAUCCUUAAUGGCACUUGGGGCGAUGGCGAAUGAUCCAAGUGUGAAAGUCAAGAUCGUGCCCGUCGGUCUGUACUAUUUCCAUGCCCAUCGAUUCCGAUCGCGAGCCGUCGUGGAAUUCGGAAGUGCGCUCGAUGUACCGGAAGAAUUAGUGGAAAUGUUCAAGCAGGGCGGAUCAAGCAAGCGUGAAGCAGUGUCAAAGCUUCUGGAUCUCACUUACGACGGUCUGAAGACCGUGACAGUAAGGGCACCCGAUUAUGACACUCUUAUGUUAAUACAAGCAGCUCGGCGCCUUUACAAAACACCGGGGCAGCACUUUACGUUGGGACAGGUGGUCGAGCUCAACCGCCGUUUCUUGGAAGGUUAUACUCAUUUCAAGGAUGAACCACGCAUACAAAAACUGAAAGCUGAUGUAUUGAAAUACAAUCGACUUCUUCGGGAUCUUGGAUUGCGAGAUCAUCAGGUACCACAGGCGAAGAAAGCGACUUGGAAAACCUUGAGUCUUCUCUUGUAUCGUCUGGUCAUCUUAAUGGUUUGGGCAGUUCUGGCACUGCCCGGAACGAUAUUGAAUGGUCCUGUGAUUGUUCUGGUCUCCGUGAUUUCCAGACGGAAGGCCAAAGAGGCACUCGCAGCUUCCGUCGUCAAAAUCGCAGGUCGAGAUGUGCUUGCGACCUGGAAAGUCCUGAUAUGCCUUGGUGCGGCUCCCCUGUUGUACACGCUUUACGCAGUCCUUGCGAUAGCAAUCGCCGUGAAAAUUCAGGCUCCUCUAACUCUUAAAUUCGGUGAGGCUGGGAUGGACGUUUUCAAGUCGCUUAGACCACUUAUCCUUGCCCUCCGUCCUGGGCAUCAACGAGAUCUUGACAGGGUAAAAGAAAUGAGGAUGCGACUCUCUAACGAAGUUGUGGACGUUAUCAACGAAUUUGGACCAAAACUUUACGAUGAUUUCGACAAAGUGAGUUUUGCCUUUCCCUCGCAGCUAUCCACUCCUGGUAACGAUGACCCAGGAGUUUGGCGCCGGAAGAGCAGUGUCGGCCAGGUAGAUGCACAAGGAAACCUUCUUAUCCAUCCAAUGCGGGCCCAAACUCCUGACGAAUCCGAAGAGGAGGAUCAUUGGGAUUAUGACCACGUCAUCAAUUUCAUUCCUGCUUAUGAAGACGCGUUCCGGGGGAAACCUCGUAGCCGGCACGGCUCCUACGCUGACUUGCAAAGGCUUCGGACGGUAUCUGCCAAUCAGACAAACGUAUCCGUAACAUCCUCCGGCGCUCAGAUUUUGGAUACCAGGUUACCUUUAAGUAGUACAGAGACAACCGGAGACUUGUAG
Molecule: messenger RNA, 2010 nt
Organism: Pisolithus orientalis
Lineage: Eukaryota; Fungi; Basidiomycota; Agaricomycetes; Boletales; Pisolithaceae
Exons: 13
Coding region: 1-2010 (669 amino acids)
Biological process (GO): phospholipid biosynthetic process
Cellular component (GO): endoplasmic reticulum membrane
Molecular function (GO): glycerol-3-phosphate O-acyltransferase activity; glycerone-phosphate O-acyltransferase activity
Source: RefSeq, a predicted model, not a curated record